AUGAACAUACUACUCAUUUUUUGCUUACUAUUUGGGUUUACAUUCCAUCAUGGCGAAGCGGGAUGUAUCAUGCGAGGACUCUGCCACAAACAUACGGAAAACGCCUACGGACCCUGUGUUACCAACAGCAGCAAUGUUGAACCCAUCGAUUUUGACAAAACACAUCCAGCCUAUGAGAAAAUGAUGGAAUUCUGCCCUCACAUGUUGGAAGGUAACAAACAAGUGUGUUGUACUCCCGCUCAAGCUGAGGGACUGACCAAGCAAAUUGCUCAAGCAAGAAACAUCCUUGGACGAUGCCCAUCCUGCUUUGACAACUUUGCCAAACUCUGGUGUGAGUUCACAUGCAGUCCGAACCAGCAGAACUUUGUCUCGAUUUCCGAAAUGAAGCCAAUCGAAGAGAAAGAGGGAUUCACUCCAGAAUACCAUCCUGCAGAAGCAUAUGCAAGCACAGUGGAAUACAGAUUGUCAACUGAGUUCGCUGAAGGCAUGUUUGCUUCGUGUAAAGAUGUGACUUUUGGUGGCCAACCAGCACUUCGAGUUAUGUGUACAUCAACUCCAUGUACUUUGACAAACUGGUUGGAAUUCAUUGGAACACAGAAUCUUGACUUGAACAUUCCAAUCAGUACAAAGUUUAUACUCUAUGAUCCUGCCAAGACAUUGCAAGGCGACCGCUCAACCUUCAUGAAUGUUAACUUUACUGGGUGCGACAAAUCUGCUCGACCUGGUUGGCCGGCUUGUUCAAAGUCAGAGUGCAACAAAGAGGAGUACGCAAAAUUGAUCAACUUGGAUGAUGGCAAGACUUCCGGGCAAUCUUGCAAUGUCCACGGAAUCGCCUGCCUCAACAUUUUCGUCAUGUUGGCAUUUAUUGGAUCUCUCGCUGUUCUUCUUUGUGUCGGAUUUGUGUUCACUUCGUAUGAUGAGGAAUACACGAACGUGCGUCAAAAUCAAAACGGUGAAGAAUCUCCGAAACGGAAUAGAAUCAAACGGACUGGAGCUUGGAUUCACAAUUUCAUGGAGAACAAUGCGAGAGAUAUCGGAAUGAUGGCUGGUCGCAAUCCAAAGUCGCAUUUCUUUAUUGGUUGUGCUGUUCUUAUCUUCUGUUUGCCGGGAAUGGUUUACCAUAAAGAGUCCACAAAUGUUGUUGAUAUGUGGUCAUCUCCAAGAUCGAGAGCUCGUCAGGAAGAGAUGAUUUUCAAUGCUAACUUUGGACGUCCUCAGAGAUACCAACAAAUCAUGCUCCUCAGUCACCGUGAAUUUCAAACAGCCGGAAAGUUGUAUGGACCUGUUUUCCAUAAAGAUAUCUUUGAAGAACUUUUUGAUAUCUUGAAUGCAAUCAAAAAUAUUUCCACCCAUGAUGCAGAUGGACGCAUAAUCACUCUUGAUGAUGUCUGCUACAGACCAAUGGGACCAGGAUUCGAUUGUUUGAUUAUGUCUCCAACCAACUACUUCCAGGGGUUAAAGAAUAAUCUGGAAUUGAAAUCAAACAAAGAAGAAACGGUCUCGGAAGAUGAAUCAUUUGAUUAUUUUUCAUCGGAAGGAACAACAGAUGAAUGGAUGAAUCACAUAGCUGCUUGUAUUGAUCAACCCAUGUCACAAAAAACAAAGUCGGGACUGAGUUGCUUCGGGACUUACGGUGGUCCAUCCGCUCCAAAUAUGGUUUUUGGAAAGAAUACCUCCAUCCAUCAGGCAGCCAAUUCAGUUAUGAUGACAAUUCUGGUCACCCAAAGAACAGAACCUGAGAUUCAGAGAGCAGAACUUUGGGAGAAAGCAUUCAUCAAGUUCUGCAAAGAAUAUAGAGAGAAAUCACCAAAAGUCAUCUUCUCGUUUAUGGCUGAACGAUCCAUACCGGAUGAAAUUGAGAAAGAUGCCAAAGAUGAAAUCGUGACAGUUGUCAUCGCCUUGGCAUUCCUCAUUGGUUACGUCACAUUUUCCCUUGGACGUUAUUUCGCGUGCGAGAAUGAACUCUGGACAAUCUUGGUCCACUCUAGAAUCUGUCUUGGAAUGCUCAGUGUCAUCAUCAACUUGCUCAGUUCUUUCUGCUCCUGGGGAAUAUUCUCCAUGUUUGGUAUUCAUCCAGUCAAAAAUGCGUUGGUUGUCCAGUUCUUUGUUGUCACGUUGCUAGGAGUGUGCCGUACAUUCAUGGUUGUCAAGUACUAUGCCCAACAAAGAGUGGCAUUGCCGUACAUGUCCCCUGACCAAUGUCCAGAGAUUGUGGGAAUGGUUAUGGCUGGAACAAUGCCAGCAAUGUUCAGCAGCUCAUUGGGAUGUGCGUUCAGCUUCUUCAUUGGAGGAUUCACUGACUUGCCAGCUAUCAGAACAUUCUGCUUGUAUGCGGGACUUGCCGUUUUGAUCGAUGUCGUGCUUCACUGCACCAUCUUUUUAGCUCUCUUUGUUUGGGAUACGCAGAGAGAGUUAAAUGGAAGACCGGAAUUUUUUCUUCCUUUCAAGAUCAAGGAUCUUCUCGGAGCUUAUCUUGUGGGAAGACAAAAGUCAACUGAUACUUUCAUGACUUAUUUCUUCCAAUCAAUAGUGGCUCCAUUUACGAUGAAUCGAACUACUCGUGUUGUCACUGGAAUUGUAUUUGUUGUGUCUUUCAUUGCAACCAUCUUUCUGUCGAGCAGAAUUGAAGUUGGAUUUGAUCAGAGUAUGGCGUUUACCGAGAAAAGCUACAUCAGCACCCAUUUCCGAUAUCUUGACAAGUAUUUUGACGUUGGACCACCUGUCUACUACACUGUUGACGGAGAACUUGAUUGGCACAAACCAGAAGUACAGAACAAAUUCUGCUCACUUCCGGGUUGUAGUGACACUUCGUUCGGUAACAUCAUGAACUACGCCGUCGAGCAUACAGAUCAGACAUUCUUGUCCGGAGAAAUGUACAAUUGGAUCGACAGUUAUCUUGAAUGGAUCAACAGAAAGAGUCCAUGCUGCAAGGUCUAUGUACAUGACCCCAACACCUUCUGUUCCACAAACAGGAACAAAAGCUCUCUUGACGACAGGGCUUGCAGAAGCUGCAUGGAUUAUGAUGAUGUGGCAAACUCGUAUCCAAAGGAUUCUAUAUUUCAUCAUAGACCAUCAAUUGACGUUUUCUACAGACACCUGAAGCAUUUCUUGGAAGAUACACCUAAUAGCGAAUGUGCCUUCGGAGGUCGUGCUUCUUUCAAAGACGCUAUCAGUUUCACUUCGCGUGGUAGGAUUCAAGCUUCUCAGUUCAUGACAUUCCACAAAAAACUCUCGAUGAGCAACUCCACGGAUUUCAUAAAAGCUAUGGAACAUGCAAGAAUGGUAUCUCGUCGUCUCGAAAGAUCUAUUGAUGAUACCGCUCACGUGUUUGCGUACAGCAAGAUCUUCCCAUUCUACGAACAGUAUUCAACCAUUAUGCCAAUUCUUACCACACAACUAUUCAUCACGGUCGUUGGAGUGUUUGGAAUCAUUUGUGUCACUUUGGGUAUUGAUGUGAAAGGAGCUGCAUGUGCUGUGAUUUGCCAAGUGUCCAACUACUUCCACAUUGUUGCAUUCAUGUUUCUCCUUGAAAUUCCUGUCAAUGCUUUAUCGGCUACAAAUUUGGUUAUGUCAUCUGGAAUCCUUAUCGAAUUCUCUGUCAACGUUCUCAAAGGAUAUGCGUGCUCGCCCCUUCCCCGUGCGCAAGAGCGUGCAAAAGUUACUGUAGGCAGUAUUGGUCCAAUUAUCCUAUCCGGACCAGUUAUAACAAUGGCCGGGUCAACAAUGUUCCUCUCUGGUGCUCAUCUCCAAAUUAUUACGGUGUACUUCUUCAAAUUAUUCCUCAUUACAAUUGUCAGCAGUGCUGUGCAUGCUCUGAUCAUUUUACCGUGCCUUCUUUCUUUCGGAGGUUCCAGAGAACACCGAAGUUCUGAAAACAGUAUGCAUGAAAACGACGAACAGGGCGAAGUUCUCAUUUUGUCGCCUCUUGCUGAAAGUCGUGUGGACGUUGAAACAGGAGCUGUCCCAAUUCGUCCCACAGAUCUGGACACUUCUCAUCCGACGGAUCCUCUUCUGAAGAAUGAAAAUGAUAUCGAAAAAGCAUUAGAUAUCAUUACUAUCGAUCGUUCCUACCCGUCUACGCCAACCUCUUUGCCAUGUACUUCCCGAUUGCCAAAAACUCAAAUCGAACCGGAUCUUCGAUCUCUCUAG
Messenger RNA from Caenorhabditis remanei, 4149 nucleotides. RefSeq lists its product as uncharacterized. Lineage: Eukaryota; Metazoa; Nematoda; Chromadorea; Rhabditida; Rhabditidae. The transcript has 17 exons. The record is from RefSeq and is a predicted model, not a curated record. Gene Ontology annotation, cellular component: membrane. Bases 1 to 4149 code for a protein of 1382 amino acids.